AUGGCUUUUGACCCGGUGUCGAUAUUUAUACAUGCGAUAUCAGCUGGUCCACAUAUAAGCGGUCGAUUCAAAGUGAGAGAAUACGAGGGAUCUGGGGGGAGUAAUAUUGCUGUAGAAUUUUACAUCAAAAGCUCCCCUUCAUCAAUUCAAGCAGCGCUUUGGCCGACCUCAGGGCCUGGAAAUUCAAAUAAAAUCCGGUGCUCGUUCUGA
Messenger RNA from Morchella sextelata, 210 nucleotides. RefSeq lists its product as uncharacterized. Bases 1 to 210 code for a protein of 69 amino acids. The transcript is spliced from 3 exons. The record is from RefSeq and is a predicted model, not a curated record. NCBI's taxonomy places the organism in Eukaryota, Fungi, Ascomycota, Pezizomycetes, Pezizales, Morchellaceae.